CAGCAAGCAACCACUCAAACCCUGAAGAUCUAUGCAAUGCUGCUCAUGUUAUCCCGACCCGUGUAGUGGACUCCAUAAACUAUGUUGAAGAUACUAUUUAUGCUGGACCAGAGGCUCUGUAUAAUACGACAACAACGCCAUAUUCUAAUCAGAUUUUAGCUCAGCCAAAUUAUGAUUCAAUGAAGAUCUUUCUGUCAUUGACGGGCUUUCCUGCCAUGGCAAACAUAUUCCAACCCACAAACCAAUAUCCUCCACCUAUAAUUUCAGUUGCUAAUGUGGAUGCAUCCAACACUACCAUUAAUGCUGUCAACCAUGAUGGAGGUAGCUCUCCCAAUGUUCAUAGUCCCAAUCCACCCAACCCCAAUGUGAAUAUUUCGUCUCCACCUUUGCUUCCACUCCCAGAGUUUCACUCAGUUGUGAGGGUUAUCUCUGAACACCAGUCUACCCAUUAUUCAAUGCUUCUUCCUUCGGUGUUUGCAGCCCAAGCAUUUUCUCCAAGACUAGACAUUGUACGUAUUUGUGAACUCCACAAGCCACCUAUUGUGAUGAAGCUUCGUUGGAGGAGUUCUAGGUCAUCUGAGGCCUUCCUUACAAGGGGGUGGCACAAAUUCUCUGUUGAGCAUGGAUUGCGGUGUGGUAGUGUUCUGCGCCUAAGUGUUUCAAUCGAUGAUGAAAUCACAAUGUACAUAACUAUGUGACGUCGGUAGACAUGUUAGGUUGAAGUUAUUUUGAAUGGUUUCACCAACUGUUGUAGUGAAAUGUUAGUAUCCAUUCAUGUUUAGCAAUUAAGUGUAGAAUGAAAUUCUCUAUGGAAGUAAUGAACAUCACCAUAACUCUAAAAUUGUCUCCAGUUAAUAUAAUUAGGGAGAUUGUCGCUAACACUUCAACUAUUCCGACAUGUAUUUGUCGUGAAUCGAAAAUUCUGACAUUACCUUUCUUGGAGCAUACUCAUAUUCCAGUACGUAUUUGUCAUGAUUCAAGAAUUUUGAGAUUACAUUUC
Messenger RNA from Arachis stenosperma, 1000 nucleotides. RefSeq lists its product as uncharacterized. The transcript is spliced from 2 exons. The coding region runs from base 180 to 698 and encodes 172 amino acids. NCBI's taxonomy places the organism in Eukaryota, Viridiplantae, Streptophyta, Magnoliopsida, Fabales, Fabaceae. The record is from RefSeq and is a predicted model, not a curated record.